Messenger RNA from Pistacia vera, 839 nucleotides. RefSeq names its product peptidyl-prolyl cis-trans isomerase FKBP15-1-like. Gene Ontology annotation, biological process: protein peptidyl-prolyl isomerization. The record is from RefSeq and is a predicted model, not a curated record. The transcript has 6 exons. Lineage: Eukaryota; Viridiplantae; Streptophyta; Magnoliopsida; Sapindales; Anacardiaceae. Gene Ontology annotation, molecular function: peptidyl-prolyl cis-trans isomerase activity. The coding region runs from base 78 to 530 and encodes 150 amino acids.
AGAGUCCAUUCUUUAUGUAACCCAGAUUGAUAAAAUCAACGCAAAGCCAGUAAAGAUUGCGAGAGAAGGACAGCAAGAUGACUUUCAGCUCUGUAAUGAAGACCGCUGCUGCGAUUUCAUUUUUGUUGGUUGUCUCCACAUUAGUUUCUGCCAAGAAGUCAGGCGAUGUUACAGAGUUACAGAUUGGUGUAAAGCACAAGCCUAAAUCCUGUGACAUUCAGGCUCACAAAGGUGAUAGAGUCAAAGUACAUUAUCGGGGAAAACUCACCGAUGGAACUGUUUUUGAUUCGAGUUUUGAAAGAGGUGAUCCAAUUGAGUUUGAGCUUGGCAGUGGCCAAGUUAUCAAAGGAUGGGACCAAGGACUGUUGGGAAUGUGUGUAGGUGAGAAGCGAAAGUUGAAAAUCCCUUCAAAGAUGGGCUACGGGGAUCACGGUUCUCCUCCUAAAAUUCCAGGAGGAGCAACACUGGUCUUUGACACAGAGCUUGUUGCUGUGAAUGGGAAGCCAUCAAGCGAGGAUGAUGAGCUGUAGUCAUCAUUCAAAGGAGCAGAUUUCACUUUUUGUUUUUCCCUUUACCUUCAUUUUUCAUAUUUGGUAAGCUAAAACUAGAUUGGAGUCUCUGGUUAGGCCAAACUAUUGAAUUAUGGAGCUUGACAUAGCAGAAAGUUACGUAUCAUGCCACAUAAUCUUUGUAGUUUGGAUCAGAAAUCUUCAUUACUUAAGCAGUAAGCAAUGAACUAAUCAAGUUUAAGAUAAAUGGAAUUAGACAAUCAGUUCUUGUGAACAAUUGCUACUUGUCUCCUAAAAGCUUAACCAAAUCAAGGAUUUCCGUUAUAUUCA